Molecule: messenger RNA, 2643 nt
Organism: Baudoinia panamericana UAMH 10762
Lineage: Eukaryota; Fungi; Ascomycota; Dothideomycetes; Mycosphaerellales; Teratosphaeriaceae
Exons: 3
Coding region: 180-2489 (769 amino acids)
Cellular component (GO): cytoplasm
Molecular function (GO): ATP binding; ATP hydrolysis activity
Source: RefSeq, a predicted model, not a curated record
GCUCAAAGUCACUGAGCCUGAGUUGAGAAUUGACCAAUCAGAAGCGUGCAUACACCUUUGCAUGAGACGCACCUUCCCUCUUCACUCGAUCUCAGAUCUGGCAAGCACAUGCACUUCCACUCCACACAGGCGUGACACGUCUAUAUGCGCCGGCUGCUCGCACUCACGACGGGGAAGUGAUGGAUAGCGGCAGCUUCGUCGUCAGAACGCUGUUGCCGGCAGGCAGUCUCGAGGGUGCUUUCCGGGUCCAUCUGACACCUGACAGUCUAGACAAGCUGGACCUGAAGGUUGGCGAGAUUUGCCACGUCGAUGGCGAGAAUGGAUCGAUCGGGUAUGGAAUUGCGUGGCGCGCCACCGACAAGAUGGGUACUGCGCCCAAGCUUAAGCCUGCGAAGAUGACCGACACCAUGCGGACUGCUUUCGGGUUCAAAGAAGGCUCACACGUCAGCAUCUCGAAGACGAAACAGCAGAUUGCUCCUGCUACCCGGAUCAUCUUAAGCGACGUGACACCGACAGAGUAUGCGAAUGAUCCCACGGAUGACGACGACAGGUGGGGUGUGCGUGCUCACUUUCUACUGUCCGAAUGCGAGGCCAUUGCGGUGGGGACGACGUUCGAUGUGAGUGCGAAGAGGGCGCGUAGGAAGCGCUUCUUCAUCGAUCACAUUGAAUGUCCCACCGUACCAGACGGACCCGGGCUGUUCAGUUGCCUCGGAAGGACAGAAGUCAUCAUAAGCACGGAUUCUGCCAACAUUAUCGGUGAGGCAACGCUGUCGAAUGAGGACCAAGUGCACUCCGUCUUCGACAUUAGCCGGAUCGGUGGACUUGUCGAGCAGGCCAAGCAGCUUAACGAGCGCUUGGAUUGGCUGCUCGAGAGGGCUUCAAGCAAACCACGGCACAUCUUACUACAUGGGUACGAAGGCACGGGCAAGAGCCUGUUGCUCAACUCUAUCCACACAAUCAGUGACUGCAGGGUGACACGACUCGUGCCGGAAGGCACGAUAGCGAAGACACAAUCACACAUCCAGACUGUUUUCGAGAAUGCUGUAGCGAAGCAGCCGAGCAUCAUUCUGAUCGACGACGCUGACGAAAUGCUUGCGCCCGACAACAAAGCGGUCGCUCUCACUCUUGGUACAGAAAUGGAUAAGCUUAGAGACUCCGAUGCUGUCCUUGUGAUCGGCGCCGCACGUUCUCCGGGUGCGCUUCACAGUAAGCUGCAUGACCGCAAUCGCUUCUCCGUGCUGAUUGAGCUCACGAUACCCGACAUGCGCGCUCGGCGUGAAAUCAUACAGCUCCUUCUCAAGCAGCCUGACCACCGCGAGAAUACGCUCGGGGCUACUGUAGCAUCGAAGACGCACGGCUUUACUGGGCGAGACCUUGCGUUCCUGGUUGAUGACGCGAAAGAUCUCGCUCACAGGCGUCGGCGGGCAGAGCAAGACCGGGAAGACUGGGUUGAUGUCCAUGCCCGCGGAUUUGCGCAAGAAGGGACUCCCCUCACCAGCCAAGUCGACGGCUCUCUGCACAGUCAAGCUACGACGCAAGUGGAACAGGCGCCGCUUGCGAAUGGCCAUGCAGUCAGAUCAGAAGUCACGUUUGACGACUUCGCACUUGCCCUCAAGACUGCCAAGCCAAGCGCUCUACGUGAGCUCUUCUUCGAAACGCCCAACAUCAAGUGGUCGGACAUUGGCGGGUCUGAUGCCAUCCGUGAGCGGUUCGACGUGGCGAUAGGGAGACCGCUUCAUCACGCCGACGUGCUGGCCGAAUACCGCAUCAAACCUGCAAAGGGCAUCUUACUCUACGGUCCGCCUGGGUGCUCGAAGACCAUGACCGCUCAAGCCGUGGCGACGAUGUACGAUCUCAACUUCAUCGCCAUCAAAGGCGCCGAGUUGAUCAGCAUGUACGUGGGCGAAUCGGAGCGCUCGCUACGAGAGAUCUUCCGAAAGGCGAAGCAAGCGGCACCUUGCAUCAUCUUCUUCGACGAGAUUGAUGCCAUAGGCUCUCAGCGAGAGGGAGAUGGUCACAAGGGCCUCAACGUUGUGACAACCUUGUUGACGGAGAUGGACGGCUUCGAAACCCUCCGCGACGUGAUUGUGCUUGCCGCGACGAACAAACCGCACAUCCUUGACCCAGCUCUUCUCCGGCCGGGGCGCUUCGAUACGUACGUCUACGUCGGACCGCCUAACGACCUCGCCCGAAAGCAAAUCCUGGAGAUGUCGCUGCUAACCGCCUCUGGAGCGUCCCUAGCGCCUGCCGCCGAUGUGGAGGAGCUGGUGGGCGCUACGGCUGGGUAUAGCGGCGCGGAGAUUGUGAGGAUGUGUAAUAUUGCCAAGAUGAGCGCGGUUGAUGCUCUUAUAGCCUCCGGCCAGGAGCAGAGGAGUACGGAGGCGAGUGGUAGUGUGAGUGCGGAGCAGCUGCGGAGCGCGUUGAGGGAGGUGCCGAGGGGGAUCACGAGGGAGAUGUUGGAGGAGUAUGAACGGUUUGCUAGUCGAUGAGUGAUAGCCGUGUAUUUGAAGGCAGAUUGAAGGGGAGGUGUCGAACUAUAGAUGAAUAGUCCUGCUAUGUAGCGGAAGACCAAGAAGACCGAUGGCGGCUGCACUGAGGCGGUUGACGGGUCGGUAGCAGGGUCCCUCAAGAGCGCAGUGCGUC